Bactrocera oleae (olive fruit fly) is the source of this 3345-nucleotide messenger RNA. NCBI's taxonomy places the organism in Eukaryota, Metazoa, Arthropoda, Insecta, Diptera, Tephritidae. The record is from RefSeq and is a predicted model, not a curated record.
UAGAGUACUGGUGUGAACAAGAGAUGACGAAAAUAACGUAGAUGUUUUAAAUGCAUUAUUUUUAGAAUUAGUCGAAUGGGAAAUGUACGCAUCAAUCAGUUUUCAGUCAAUUAUAAUAAACAAAUAAAGUAUUGUUCAAAAUAAGUUUGGAUUCCUAAUAUUGCUGUCAAAAAAUAAACUAAAAUUGAACAGUUGUUACUGUCUUAGAAGCACGUUUCAUAUAAAAGAUUUGCAUUGUUUUCGUAUAGUCGUAAAAGAUGAAAUUAAAAUCAAAACUAAACUAGAAAUACUUCACUAUUUAUAGAAGUACUAGCUAAGAUGUGUAUAUUCAAACAAUUCAAUUCCACAGAAAAUGAACUAAGCACACACAAAAUUUAAAUUUUCAAUGUCAAACAAAAGAAAAUAUUAUGGGGUGCAUAUAUACAUAUGUAUGUAUGUAAAUGCAAAGAAAAAAACAUUAUAUACCACGCAGUAAAAAUUAUAAAAAAAAAAUAAAUAAAAUAACAAACCUAUAAGGACUAUUAGAAAAUGCUUAAAGCCGGUUCAUAAAGAAGUAAAUAAAUAACAAAAGCAAAGCGUGCAAAAAAUAAAAUACUUUGUUCGGUCUUUGCUCCCGCAUGGCUGGUGGUAGCUAACAGUGAUAAGUCAGCUAUUUAUAAAUAAUUGCACUUUUGAACUUACCAUUAUCUUUUUGAAUCCAAUGUUUCGCGUGAAGGUGACUAAAGUUUUCUUUUUCGGAUCUAAAACCGAAUCUUCAACAAUUCUCACUGGUGCAUUAUUAUAAAAACGUUGACCCCAUUUUGGCACUGGAUUUGUUUUGGAUAGUUAUAGACUGUGACUGAAGACAAUUAUCAAAUCAACCAAGCAACCAAAAAUUAAUCUAAAACAUUAACAAAAAAAAAAGCAAAAAAUCGUCCUUUUUCUCUACACACUCUAUUAUGGAUUGGAGCUGGGCUGUUGCCGGUGUCAACGAUGAAAUACCACGUACAGCCGGUUCGGAAUGCAUCAACUACAUGACGAAUCGUCGCCGCUGGAUUGAAUCCACCAUUUUAAGUGCAAUCUUCAUUUAUCUAAUAUGCUGGGCCGCAAAACGCAUGGAUCCGAUAAUAAUGCCACCGCUGAAGGAGAUCAAUAAGCCACACUCCGCCAUAAGACUCAUGCUGAUGAUAUUGAUGACUUUCAUAUUUGGCGUGGAAAUGGGCUUCAAAUUUGCCAAUAAAAAUAUGAUAUAUGUUUUGAAUCCCUGUCACAUCCAAACUUUAGUGCAGAUCUACCUUUUAGCAGCAAAGCCCAGUAAGACGACCAUCGCUUUAUUUCGCAUACAAAUGAAUAAUUUAAACGGUCCCUUUUUGGCGUUUCUAUUCCCGGAAGUAGAAUGUCGUACACUACAUUUUGAACAGGCAACAUAUUGGAUUCAGCAUGCUCUACUCUAUAUAAUACCGGCGUAUAUAUUAAGAAGUGGCGCGUAUCAAAUUGAGGACUUAUACGACUACAAUUGGACUACUAUCGGGACUGCUACAAUGCUGCUAUAUCAUUUCGCCUUACUGACCCCUUUAUCAAUGUUUACCGGCAUAAAUCUCAGCCAUAUGCUAUGCGCUGCGCUAUCAGAUCCAUUUCAAGGACAAAAUUAUCGCAUCGCCGCAACAAUACAUGAAAUCUUUCUAUGCCCCAUAUUGAACAAAACAACCGUACUAAUGUUUAGCAAACCAACAGCUGUGUCUACUGUCAAAAGACUAAGACCCAAAUUUGAAUUGCCACUAAAUAACAGCACCAGAAACGAGAGACGUGUCUCAACCGAUAAUCCGUUACUCACUACACGCGGCAGCCAUACACCCGAGCUGCUGUCCAAAUCGGUACCGACGACACCCAUAUCUUUGGCACCAACCACAAACAGUUCACCAAUAAGUGAAAUUUCAUUGGUUGCCGAAAUGGCGGCCGCUGUGGCUGCUGGCAGUGGACCUGUCACCAUGAUGCGACGAAUGAAACGAAAUUCCAUAAAUUUAGUGACGUCAGAAGUUGUAGAUGUUGACGGUAAAUCUACAAAGCCAGCCACAAAAAUUGACUAGUAUUUAACGUUGAUUUUUGCCAGAUCCUGGUGGAUACACACUAAUUCCAUUUCAUGCUCAUAGUACUGGUAUAGUGAUAUUGGAAAAGCAAUAAAAAAGUGCGAUUAAUUUGGCAGGUCAAUUGUAUUUGAGACUAAAGGGCUAGAAAAUCAAGCGGUCAUGCUUUAAUGUACCUGAGUAAUCCGGAAGCUGAAAAUGUUAAUAAAUUCAGAAAGGAAAUUAAAAUUCAAAAUUAUGGUGGCAAUAAAUCUUAAAUUUUUUUACAUAAGCGGCUGUAAGUUAUAUAAAUAUAACGAAUGUGAGCAGUUGUAGGAAUGUAAAUACAUAAAUAGAACAUUGUAACUUCGUAAAUUAGCAUACGCUCUCAAAUUAUUGUAGAUGUAUACAUACAUACAUAUGCAUGCAAACAUAUGAUAAUUUUACUUUUAAUUUUAAAUGUAUAUAAGUAACUUACACACAUUAAUAAUUACUACUCGAAACCUAUAAUAACUUUGAAUAAAUGAUUUUUUUCAUGCAACCUAAGAGAUUGCAUAAGAAAAAAUUCAAAACUUUUUAUAUACAAUUAGGAUUGUUAGAAAAGUUAUUGCAAAACAGUUCCGGAUAAUCGGUAAUCAAAACAACCAAUUGUCUUAAACUUCAAAUGCUCAUCAAAAAUUAUUCUCAAUAUUAGUCACGAUGUUGUUAAGCAUUACAACUUAAUAACUACAACAAACACAUACAUAUGUACAUACAUAUAUGAAUAGUGUUAAGAAAACUUUUAUCAAUUUUUCUUGCCAAUUAAUGAACAUGUUAACUAUGUAUGUGGUAUUCGAAUAAUGUCCGAACAAACCGAAAGAUAUGGUGAAUAUGUGGAAUUUUGCUUAAUUUUCAAACCAAAAUUAAAUAAGGCAACAGAAAAUAUUUCAAAUAAAUAUUUGCCACUUGUGAUUUCUCAAAUGAUGAUUAUAAUUUUAAAAUAUAAACGGAAAAUACGCAUUAUUAAUAUAUGCCAGAUAUAAUAUACCAUUUUUUUUAGUAGAGGUAUGCACCGCGACCUAUGGUCUAUUGUAGCCAUAAUAUACCAUAGAUAAGAUUAACUUAUCGUAAAUUACAUGAUUAAAUAAAACAAAAUAAAUGUAUUGCCUACAAAAUUUAGUUAAACUAAACUAAUACUCAAAAUGACUGUAAUCUGUUUCCAAAGACAUAUUAUAUAUAUGAUUAUAUAAUACUAUUAUUACUUUAAACAAAAAUAAAACAAUAAAAACAUAUUUUAAAAACAUAUCACACGUCGUUUCAAUAC